GUUUUUUUUCCUCAAACAGUCAAAGUAUAUAAAAAUGCAUCAUUAAAAAUCUGGCUAUGCCUACCGCGUUAAGCAAACAAAACUGAGUUCGCAUAAUUUACUUACGCGUAUAAUCCGCUUCAUAGAGGAGCAGAUAUCGUAUCGGCGAUUUGAUCUGCGCGAUUUACAGAUGUCGAUGCUCGAUUCGUUCUUCAACAAAGGCUUUAAAGCUCCGAGAUGUAAGACCUUGCUUAAAUUGACGAUUCCGCGGAUUAAGUUGUUGAGGAAUCGGAGAGAAAUUCAGCUUAAGCAGAUGCGGAGGGAUAUUGCUAAGUUGUUGGAGACUGGACAGGAAGCGACUGCUCGGAUUCGGGUUGAGCAUAUUAUAAGAGAGGAGAAAAUGAUGGCAGCGCAGGAGAUCAUUGAACUGUUUUGUGAGCUUAUCAGUGUUCGUCUUCCUAUUAUUGAAUCGCAGAGGGAAUGCCCUCUUGAUUUAAAAGAGGCAAUUUCAAGCAUCUGUUUUGCUGCACCAAGAUGUGCGGAUUUGCCAGAGUUGAUUCAGGUUCAAAUGCUCUUUGCUGGAAAAUAUGGGAAAGAAUUUGUGGUAGCUGCAACAGAGCUGAUGCCAGAAUGUGGUGUCAAUCGACAGUUGAUAGAAUUGCUUUCUGUCCGUGCUCCUGCCCCUGAUGUCAAGUUGAAGCUGUUAAAGGACAUUGCAGAAGAACAUGAAUUAGAUUGGGAUCCAACUGCCUCUGAAAGUGAAUUGUUGAAACCGCAUGAAGAUCUGCUGAAUGGUCCAACACAAUUUGUCAGUGAAACCAAAGUGCCCCUUCCAGAAGAAAAGAAAGAUGACGAUGUUGAUGAUACUGGCUCGGAACAAGUCCCUCAUUACGCAUCUGACUCAGAUGCUGGCUUUGACACAUCUGAUUUCCCUGAAGUUCCAACAGCAUCACUUCGUCCAAGUAAGGGGACUGGGACGGCCCCAGAGAUGCUCCCUUUCCCAGCUUCUGCCUUGUCUGGCCUUGAUCCUGAAUCAACAAACUCGUCAGGCGAUGAAGAAUCUUAUUCACAUGAUUUAAAGGCAGAGCUUGAGGAAAUGCUCAGAGAUAAACCAGAAAGUGAGGACUUCAAACCUCCUAGUACUUUGGUCGAUGAAGAUAAGCAGUUUCUGCCGUUCAUCUCUCCCCCACCACCGUCCUCUGUAUCUUUACCCCCACCAUCAUCUUCUACCGCUUUAGAAAGAGAAAUCAACCCUCCUCCAUCUGUUUUGAGGACCAGCACUGAUGAUGUGGAUUUGCUAGAUGUUUUGGCUGCAGCCCAGGCUGCUGCUUCUAGCGCUGAGCAUGCAGCAGCUGCUGCCCGCUCAGCUGCGAGCCUAGCUGAAUUUAGAAUUAAUGAAAUCGUCAGCAAAAGGAAUGUUGGGGGCUCUCAAAUUACAGGUGACAACCCUUUUCAUUCAGGCUCUUCAGUGUCAGAUACAGGGAAGAAACAGGCUCUUGAUCAUGAAAACUCAUUCACGGAUUCUGAUAUUUCAAAUUCUCUACACUCUCGUCUUCAUCUUGGUGACCACCCCGAGUUAGAGACAACCAAAUAUCCGGAAUAUGACAACUCAGAGCUGAAUUCUAAUCCCUCCAUUUCCGAGAACCUUAACCUUGGUCAAUAUACACCUCCACACCAGCCCAAACGAGUGGAUUCUCUAGAAGAUGAGUCAUAUCUCUCUUACCCAAACUUAUUCAACAGAGGGCCAAAUUCUGUAUCUCGCGAGCCUUCAUUUGAUGACAAAUUCGACUCUGCUGGGAAGCAUUGAGUUAAGUUUCUACCUGAGUUUAAUAUAUGUACCUUCAUUCUUGCAUCUCGAAUUAGAGUGAAGUCGUAUCGUGGUGUUUUGUUUACCUUAUACUGCCAUAUAGAUUGUUACAAUUAUGUACAUUCAAGUUUGUUUUUGUCAAUCCGAACAUGUUACCGUACUUGUUAUGUAAAACGAGAGUGAGAAUUGUUCUUUCAUC
Molecule: messenger RNA, 1985 nt
Organism: Daucus carota subsp. sativus
Lineage: Eukaryota; Viridiplantae; Streptophyta; Magnoliopsida; Apiales; Apiaceae
Exons: 7
Coding region: 170-1786 (538 amino acids)
Biological process (GO): protein transport
Source: RefSeq, a predicted model, not a curated record